GAGGCGGCGGCGGCGGCAGCAAGGGCAGCAGCGGCACCGGCAGCCCCCGGCGGCCUCGGGCGGGGCCGGCCGGCCGGACACACGGACACAGGGUGCCGGGGGCGCGCGGCCCGCCGGGGCCGGCCAUGGAGGGCGCCUCGUUCGGCGCGGGGCGCGCGGGGGCUGCCCUGGACCCCGUGAGCUUCGCGCGGAGGCCCCAGACCUUGCUGCGGGUCGCGUCCUGGGUGUUCUCCAUCGCGGUCUUCGGGCCCAUCAUCAACGAGGGCUACGUGAAUGCCGACAGCGGCCCCGAGCUGCGCUGCGUCUUCAACGGCAACGCGGGCGCCUGCCGCUUCGGGGUGGUGCUCGGCCUCGGCGCCUUCCUCGCCUGCGCUGCCUUCCUGCUGCUCGACGCGCGCUUCCAGCAGAUCAGCAGCGUCCGAGACCGCCGCCGCGCCGUGCUGCUGGACCUGGGCUUCUCCGGCCUCUGGUCCUUCCUGUGGUUCGUGGGCUUCUGCUUCCUCACCAACCAGUGGCAGCGCACGGCGCCCGGGCCCGGCACGGCUCAGGCGGGGGACGCGGCGCGGGCCGCCAUCGCCUUCAGCUUCUUCUCCAUCCUCAGCUGGGUGGCGCUCACCGUGAAGGCCCUGCAGCGGUUCCGCCUGGGCACCGACAUGUCGCUCUUCGCCACCGAGCAGCUGGGCGCCGGGCCGGGCCAGGCCUACCCCGGCUACCCGGUGGGCAGCGGCGUGGAGGGCACCGAGACCUACCAGAGUCCGCCCUUCACCGAGACCCUGGACACCAGCCCCAAAGGCUACCAGGUGCCCGCCUACUAGGGGUGGGCAGGGGGCCCCCGGACCGAGGGGGCGGCCGCGUGGGCCGCGCAGGGCCAGCAGGCAGCGGCUCCUGGGGUGCCGAGGUCCAGAGGCUGCAGCCCAGGCCGGGCGCUCCCGCUGCGCGCCCCGUACCCGUGCCCAGACCCCGUGCCCAGACCCUGUGCCCCUGCCUCGG
Molecule: messenger RNA, 990 nt
Organism: Ochotona curzoniae (black-lipped pika)
Lineage: Eukaryota; Metazoa; Chordata; Mammalia; Lagomorpha; Ochotonidae
Product: synaptogyrin-3
Exons: 4
Coding region: 126-815 (229 amino acids)
Cellular component (GO): neuromuscular junction; synaptic vesicle membrane
Source: RefSeq, a predicted model, not a curated record